Messenger RNA from Pseudocercospora fijiensis CIRAD86, 936 nucleotides. RefSeq lists its product as uncharacterized. The record is from RefSeq and is a predicted model, not a curated record. Bases 1 to 936 code for a protein of 311 amino acids. Lineage: Eukaryota; Fungi; Ascomycota; Dothideomycetes; Mycosphaerellales; Mycosphaerellaceae. The transcript has a single exon.
AUGUUCGACUACACCACUACCAGCGGCGCCGCUGUCGCAUGGUGGAAAUUCCAAGCCCAAUCAGCAUGCCCAGCUCCACUGUCAAGAGUUGACUCUUCUGUCGCAAUCCUUCCUCCACCUUAUGAGGAGGUCACUAAGUACUUCGAUGGUGUCUCUGGUGGUGUUCAAGAGGACAUCAACAACGAAGCUCUCUCAAUUUCAACCACACCCGACUACGCAAUUUUCGCCGACACACACAGUCGAAUGUACUACAACCUCCAAUCUGGAGCGGAAGAAAAGAUCUAUCACAGUCGCGCCGAAUACAUUUCAGGGCAAAACCGUGUAUCAUCUCCAAUCAACACUCACGGUCACACGUACGACAAACCCCCAAGCGAGGACUUUCCCGAAUGGGCGACUUCCGAGUCGGUUCGAAAACUCUACAACUUUAACGACCAUAUCAUUCUCUCUGAGAUUUUCGAAGAAGAGAAGAAUCUCCUUGCUAGACCGGGACAUGUAUCAUCUCCAGCCAUCACUCACGGUCAAACAUACAACAACCUCGAAACCGAGGACGUUCCAGAAUGGUCGACUUCCGAAUCGGAUCGAAAACUCUAUGAGUUUAACGACCAUAAAAUUCUCUCUAAGAAAUUCGAAAAAGUCAAGGCAAAGUGGUCUUUCAACGCCAAGCUUUCUGAAUCUUCUGAAACGUCUGCGGGCUUCUCCGAACAUUCUUUCUAUCAAAAACUAUCGAAAUACCUCCCGUUCGCAGGCAACGACUACAAGUCUUACAGGCCCGACGCUUUUAAGGAUGGUCGUUUCGGUGCUGCGUCUGAGAUGCCGUCUUUGACUAGUGAUUCUAGUUCAGUGAAUACUGAGAAUGAGGACGGGUGUUCGAUGGCGACGCCUGGUGCUGAGGAGACUUACCCGUGGGGAGGCCACAGAGAUGUGCAGAAGGCAUGA